This is a messenger RNA of Loa loa (African eye worm), 207 nucleotides long. RefSeq lists its product as hypothetical. The transcript has 2 exons. Bases 1 to 207 code for a protein of 68 amino acids. Lineage: Eukaryota; Metazoa; Nematoda; Chromadorea; Rhabditida; Onchocercidae. The record is from RefSeq and is a predicted model, not a curated record.
AUGCUUUACGUGGAGCUUUAUUCAGAACAGGAAAAAGAUUCCGGUCAUCCGGCCGAUACGACCCCUAUAUCAAUCAAUUCAAACCCGGAAAAUCGCUUAAAAUGGUGGAUUGAUGGAACGGAUUACAAUAACGGAAAUCAGAAUGGUAUAUCAUCAAGUAUACGAGAUAUCAAGAAAACAAUCUACUUGCAGUAUUUAUUGCAGUGA